CGAAAAAUGUAGCCAUGUCUGACAUGUGGACGGAUAUUAACAACUAGCACCAACAAAAUGAAUUUUGCGAUCAGUGAUAUUUGCAAGGAAACCAGGACUUUUAAAUGUAAUGAGGAUGGGCUGAAUCACGUACACUGUUUAAAAUGACGCAAUAUCUAUCUACUUGACAACUGUCAUGCUCACUCUGUCACUAAAGAUUGUGCAGACUUGUUCAGAGGCUAAGAUGGCGGCGCCCUAGUUGUUUCUCGUCAACAUUGGGUCAACGUUAGUUCAACGUUUAAAGUUCUCUAGUAUACCAGUAAUCUGAUUUCUGAAGCAUUUUGUGAGGUUGGUUAUCUAAUAUGACAACGUAAUUCUGGAGCAUGUGCGAUGUUUAAUUAAUAUCUCCCCGAAUUUGUCGAUUGUACAACUGCAACUUUUAACAGCACGAACGCCACAACGCAUUGAAGUGACGAAUGGCUUUCACAUCUCCAAGAAAUACUUUGAGUUACAACAUCAAACCAGUGUUAUUUCGUCGCGCUACAUCUGGUACAUUGAAACCAGGGGUAUGUAGCUCCGACACCGACGACAAAGAUGGAACCAGGAACAGGGGGUUAACUGGCGAAGACGCCAGAAAUUUCUACGAAAGCGUUAUAUCAGAACCAUCCUCGUCCACUAAUGUUGAUUCUAAACGGACUUCAAACAAAACUAACGGACAACUUAAACGCCGCUCAAGGAGACGAACCAACCGAGCCGCCAUUGUUCAGGCAUUUCACACAGACGGCCGACUAGUCGACACAUUUCUGUGUUCGGCACAGCAUGGAGAAUUAGACAAAUUGAAAAUAUGCUUGGAGAGAGGAUGCGACAUUGAUGCCCGCGACAGGUUUUCAUGGACCGCUCUUAUGUGUGCGACAUAUAGUGGACAAAAUCACAUUGUGGAAUAUUUAAUUAGAUUAGGCGCUGACAAAAAGCUGGUAAACUCAAAAGGACAGACCGCCCUCGAUUUGGCAGUCAAAGCUAAUCAUCGCAAGAUUAUAGAUAUGCUAUCUGGUGAUGCAGAGAGAACAACGCAAUCGGCAACAACAAGAAAGAAACAGAACAAACGGUUUUGGUGUGAAAUUUGCAAAACAGAAUACAUUGAAUCGGAUAAAAAAGAACAUGAACAUUCUACGGUGCAUUUAUUCAAUAGCAAUCACAAGUCACUGCCAACUCAGUAUUACUUGCCAGAAAGUAAUAAAGGGUUUCAAAUUAUGGUAAAAGAUGGAUGGGACAAGGAGCAGGGUUUGGGUCCUGGAGGAUCCGGUUCAAAAUUUCCUGUCAAAACCAUUUUGAAACGAGAUAGACAGGGUUUGGGAUUGGACAAAGAUAAAAAAGCGAGAGUGACGCAUUUCAAGCCAUAUGAUGUUGCGGCCAUUCGUAGACCGGAUAAGCAUAGAAAGAAUAAAAGUAUACAAUUGAGACCAGCAACUGUUAGCAAAAGAGCAAGGCAGAAACAGGAAAUGAAGGAGAAAGCGUGGGAGCGAGAUCUUCGUAGAGAAUUUAAUUCAUGA
Molecule: messenger RNA, 1529 nt
Organism: Saccoglossus kowalevskii
Lineage: Eukaryota; Metazoa; Hemichordata; Enteropneusta; Harrimaniidae
Product: G patch domain and ankyrin repeat-containing protein 1 homolog
Molecular function (GO): protein binding; nucleic acid binding
Source: RefSeq, a predicted model, not a curated record